ACUGCUAACGUUAGCCCGUUUGCUCCCUCGUGUGGUUAUACACACAAACGCAGGACGGCUCACGCUUGUACAAAACAACAACGAUAGAUGUUAUGAUAUCAGUCUGACACAGACUAUUUCACCUCAGUAGAUGUGACAGCAGAUUGUCAGCGCAAGUUAAUAUCAAAUAUUAUCUGUUCCUCAGUGAAGAGCUCAGAUCUGCGCCAGAAGCUAACGGUUAAGCGGGCAGAGGCGUCGACCUUCAUCAUGGCUUGCCUCGGAGGAUUGUUUUCUCUCGCAGUUUUGUUUGGCUUUGUGACCGCUGGGUUGCCCAAAAGAACAGCUCCCGUGUUCCUGGAAAAGUGGGAUGCACUAAGUUUAAUUUCCCGCCAGAAGAGAAGCAACGCGGAUGAUGAAGAGACUAAACUCCCUGCCAACCUCGAGAGGGAGUGUUUAGAGGAAGUUUGUGAUUACGAAGAAGCAAGAGAAGUCUUCCAGGAUAAUUAUCGCACAGACAUCUUCUGGUCUGUCUACAUUGAUGGUGACCAGUGUGCUGAGCAGCCAUGCAAAAAUGGAGCCAUGUGUUCAGAUAGUGUGGGGGGCUUUGACUGCAUUUGUAAAUCAGGCUUUUCAGGAAUCCACUGUGAGACAGAUCAAACGGUAUGUGUAAUCGAUAAGAGCAAAGGGUGCAGUCAGUUUUGUAAGCCGGGCUACCAGUCGUACGAGUGCUCGUGUGCGUACGGCUGGAAACUGCAGCAGAGAGAGAAGUGCGUGCCGGCUGUAACGUUUCCAUGUGGAAAAGUGGCAAGUUUGAGUCAGCGGGGCCAACGUCGGACAACUAACAUACAGUCAGACUAUCAAGGACUCACCUGCGGCCCAGAAGAGUGUCCCUGGCAGGCGAUGCUGCGACAUGGAUCGGUUGGUUUCUGCAGUGGGGUGAUCUUCAAAGAGAACAUGGUUCUCACCACGGCCCAGUGCGUUAGGAAGUACAGCGACUUUCAGGUGGCGGUGGGUAAAAGGGUGACCUCAUUCGAAGCAGGAGAGCAGACGCUUCAGGUAAAGCAGGUGCACAUCCACCCGCUCUAUGUUGAGGGCAAACCUGACCAUGACAUGGCUGUAGUAGAGCUGACGCAGAAGAUCGUCUUCAAGAAGAGCGUGCUUCCAGCCUGUCUGCCCGAGAGAGACUUCGCUGACAGUGUGCUCAUGGCGGGCGACUACAUGGGUGCCGUCACCGGCUGGAAGGAAGUUUCCGGUGCAACGGAUCUUGAAGGGAACCUCAUGUUAAACCACCUGUCCUAUGACAAACUGCUGGUUUGCUCGCAGCGCCACUCUGGUCAGGUCACCAACAAAAUGGCGUGUACUAUGCCUCGAGCUAAAGCAGACUGCAUCUUGGGACAUGGCAGCCCUUUGCUCACGCUGUACAGAGAGGUGUUCUUCCUCACCGGCAUAGUCAGCCAGCCUUCAGGAACCGACUGCAAGAACGGUUAUGUCUUUCAGAAAGUGUCCCGCUUCUUGCCAUGGUUAAACACAUUCAUGCGCCCAUAAUGGAAGAGAAAAGAAUGAAUGCACAAUACAUUUCUAACCUGUUUUUGUUUUAGUUGACAUUUACGUUUUCUAAAAUUUGUUGUGUAUAAGUGGGAACAAAGGCAGAGUUCGUCAGAGGGGGGUAUUCCAGAAAACAAGGUUAACUUACAUGUACCCUGAACUCUUGGUUUGAUGAGCCCAAAACUUGUUUACUCGGGGUGUGACUGUUAAUACGGCUUUAUAAUUUAGCUUAGCCAUUUUGCUUACGUGUCUGACAAGGUGAGAUAUAUCAAUGAGUCACACUAUGAGUCCUGUAGGAAAUAAAGACAACCUUUUAAUUGAGUAGCUGUCAGCAUGUGAGAUGAGAAAAUGUUGGUUUUAAGAUUUGUAAGGUAAAAUAAAAUGAGCAUUCGAUCAUGUUAUAAUAAUGCUUUUUGAUGUUAUGCAUAAUCCAUGCCGUCACGGCCACUGGAGCCUCAUGAAAAGGUGCCCUGCUGAAAAAAAAAA
Messenger RNA from Sinocyclocheilus anshuiensis, 2010 nucleotides. It is a transcript of the gene proza, whose product is annotated as protein Z, vitamin K-dependent plasma glycoprotein a. Gene Ontology annotation, molecular function: serine-type endopeptidase activity; calcium ion binding. The transcript is spliced from 10 exons. Lineage: Eukaryota; Metazoa; Chordata; Actinopteri; Cypriniformes; Cyprinidae. Gene Ontology annotation, cellular component: extracellular region. The coding region runs from base 247 to 1524 and encodes 425 amino acids. Gene Ontology annotation, biological process: proteolysis; blood coagulation. The record is from RefSeq and is a predicted model, not a curated record.